AUGGAAGGAGUAGAAGGAGAUGAAGAUGGAGGAAGGAGGGAAAGGAGGAGAAUAAUAAGUUGUGAUAUUAUGGAGGCGGAAUUGGGAAGGAAAAGAGCAGAAGGGACAAGAGGAGGACAAAGGAAGGAGAGAGAACAGGAAAGGGUAACUGAAGCAGGUUCAGGAAUAGGAGAAGGAGAGAAAAAGUAG
Molecule: messenger RNA, 189 nt
Organism: Funneliformis geosporum
Lineage: Eukaryota; Fungi; Glomeromycota; Glomeromycetes; Glomerales; Glomeraceae
Source: the annotation of a GenBank genome assembly